Molecule: messenger RNA, 4180 nt
Organism: Scomber japonicus (chub mackerel)
Lineage: Eukaryota; Metazoa; Chordata; Actinopteri; Scombriformes; Scombridae
Gene: uhrf1
Product: ubiquitin-like with PHD and ring finger domains 1
Exons: 17
Coding region: 118-2454 (778 amino acids)
Biological process (GO): negative regulation of gene expression via chromosomal CpG island methylation
Molecular function (GO): ubiquitin protein ligase activity; protein binding
Source: RefSeq, a predicted model, not a curated record
GGCACAGAGUUGGUCGUGCGAGCCCUGUGGAGAAGUUAUUGGGGGGGAAAACGUGCGCGCUAUUCUUUAAACGUCAAUUUCUUGUUUUCACUCGGACGAAUAAACAGGGCAGCUGCAAUGUGGAUUCAAGUGCGCACAAUGGAUGGGAAGGAAACCCACCGGGUGGAUUCCCUGUCCAAGCUCACCAAGGUGGAUGAGCUACGUCUCAAAAUUAUGGAGCUCUUCAAGGUGGAGCCUGAGAGGCAGAGGCUGUUUUACCGUGGCAAGCAGAUGGAGGACGGACACACCAUAUUCGACUAUAAUGUGGGUCUCAACGACAUAGUGCAGCUGCUUGUCAGGCAGAAGUUGCCCGUUAAUGAUGUUGCCAAAAGCAAGGACAAAGAAGCUGAACUCUCCGACUCUGAUUCUGGCUGUGGCUCAACCCAGAGCGAGUCUGACAAGAGCUCAACUCAUGGCGAGGUCGAGGGUCAGACCGCUGGCACCUCCGCCCAAAUAAACACCCAAGAGCUCAUUGACCCGGGGUUUGGAUUUUUUAAGAUCAACGAGUUGGUGGAUGCAAGAGACUUGAACAUGGGGGCGUGGUUUGAGGGCCAGAUCGUGAACGUUACGAAGACGGACAAGACUCCUAAAGAGGCAGCUGAGGCAGAGCCAGAGCCAGCAGAGGAGAUACUAUACCAUGUGAAAUAUGAAGAUUACCCAGAGAAUGGAGUGAUUCAGCUGCUGGUCAAGGAUGUACGUCCAAGGGCCCGUACUGUGUACCAGUGGCACCAGCUGGAGCCUGGUAUGGUCGUCAUGGUAAACUACAACCCAGAUGACCCCAAGGAGCGUGGCUAUUGGUAUGAUGCUGAGAUCCAGAGGAAAAGAGAGAGUCGUACCCAGCGUGAGAUUCACGCGAAGAUUAUCCUCGGAGAUGCGGGUGACUCUCUUAAUGACUGCCGGAUCAUGUUCCUGACAGAAAUCUACAAAAUUGAGGAGGCCGGUUCUCUAAGUGAUGCACCAGCUGGAACUGAGAGUCCACUUAAAAGGUCAAAUGGACCUGAGUGCAAGCACUGCAAGGACAAUCCCAAUAAAAACUGUCGCUGGUGUAACUGCAACAUCUGCGGCAUCAAGCAGGAUCCUGAUAAACAGCUGCUGUGUGACGAAUGUGACAUGGCCUAUCACACAUACUGCCUGAACCCCCCACUCACCUCCAUCCCUGAGGAUGAGGACUGGUAUUGCCCAGGUUGCCGUAAUGAUGCCAGUGAGGUUGUGCUGGCUGGAGAGAAGCUGAAAGACAGCAAGAAGAAAGCUAAGAUGGCUUCUGCCAGCUCAACCAGCCAGAGGGACUGGGGCAAGGGAAUGGCCUGUGUUGGUCGAACCAAGCAGUGCACCAUCGUCCCGUCCAACCACCACGGCCCAAUACCUGGCAUCCCUGUUGGCUCCAUGUGGAAAUUCAGAGUGCAGGUCAGCGAGUCUGGUGUACACAGGCCACAUGUAGCUGGGAUUCAUGGCAGGAGCAAUGAUGGUGCCUACUCUCUGGUCUUGGCAGGAGGGUAUGAGGAUGAUGUGGAUGAUGGAAAUGAGUUUACUUAUACUGGCUCUGGAGGGCGAGAUCUGUCUGGAAAUAAGAGGACUGCUGAACAAUCCUGUGACCAGACACUGACCCACAUGAACCGGGCGCUGGCUCUCAACUGUAAUGUCCCUGUCAAUGACAAAAAUGGAGCAGAGUCCAAAAACUGGAAGGAAGGCAAACCAGUUAGGGUUGUACGCAACUGUAAAGGUCGCAAGCACAGUAAAUACUGCCCUGAAGAAGGAAACAGAUAUGAUGGGAUAUAUAAGGUGGUGAAGUACUGGCCAGCCAAAGGUAAAUCUGGCUUCUUGGUUUGGCGGUAUCUGCUGAAGCGUGAUGACGACGAGCCAGCACCAUGGACCAGAGAUGGCAAGGAGCGCAUCAAGAAGCUUGGUCUCGUUAUGCAGUAUCCUGCGGGAUAUCAGAAAGAGAAGGAGAACAAACAAGAAGUGGAGGAGGAGGCAGCGACACCCAACAAAGCAAAGAGGAAGAGAAAAUCUCAGGGCAGUGAAUCCACCAAGACCCCACCAGCCAAGACCCCCAAGAAAGUCAAGGUCGAGGUGUACAAGCUCACCCAGGGGCAGAAAGCACUCAUCAGGGGUGAUAAGCCUAAUAAGAAGCUGUGGGACGAAGCCAUGGAGUCACUGUCUCUUGGACCGAAAUUCUUGAACAAAGUUGAAGAAGUUUUUCUCUGCAUUUGCUGCCAAGAAGUGGUCUAUCAGCCCAUCACCACAGAGUGCCAACACAAUGUCUGCAGGGAAUGCCUUCAGCGGUCCUUCAAAGCAGAAGUCUACUCCUGCCCGGCCUGCAGACACGACCUGGGCAAAAACUACUCGAUGACCGUCAACAAAUCCCUGCAGGACAUUCUAAAUCAGUUUUUCCCAGGGUACAGCAAUGGGCGAUGAUCAUUGGUUCUGCCUACUCUGGAGGAAACGCGAUGUAAACUGUAAGGGGAAUUUUCAAUAGAGGCAAUAAAGAAUCAGUUUCUCUUAAUAUAUUUUUUAUGAUUAUAAAACUACAAUUUUUGUGAACUUCAGUGCUACCAUUUUUCACCUUGGAUCUGCCAUGAUGUGUAGUCAAUGAUAAAUUGAAAAUUCCUUCAUAACUGCCUGUACCAUUACUCCGUUUAAUACCUUCAACCGUGAUUUUACUCCCAGCGUUUUGUUCCAUUAACUAAUGCUAAUAUUAUCCAUGACAUAAAAUUUGUUACCUAACUAAAAUCCCUCCAGUUAAAAGCUAGCACUCCCUCACAGAACGUUCAGUCAAAAGUGGUUAAGCUUUUUGCCCAAUUUGUUUGAGGAGGUGAUCAUUUUUGUACAAAGCUAUAAUUAGCACCUGGGUCUUAUAUGAUCUACUGUUAGUUUGGAUGUGGUUGAUCAUCAUUUUGGUGCAGUUUAAAAGAAAAAGAAAUCUGAUGGUGCAGUCAGGAUUUUCAAUAGUCAGCAUUCACAGCUUGACCUGGAUUCUCCGUUACACAUCUCUUGUAGCUGUUACCAGUCUGUAUUCACUUGAUUUGCUGCUCAGAUCAAUUGAAAAACAAGACAAACUAUCAAAAUGUGAUUCUGACGGACUAAUGUGAGAAUGUUUGUCCAGGCAUGAUCAGAGGAUUGAAACUGCACCAACAUGAAAAGCAAACAAAGCAUUUUUAAAAUUUUAUUUUAUUUUUUAAGAAAUGAGGCCUUUUUGAAUCUAAAGCUGCUCUAUAAAAUGUAGAUGUGACCAAACAUACAAACACAACCAAACCAGUUCCGUAAAGUUUUGUUUUUCUCCACUUCGGUCUGCGAGGAAGUGUCUAGUCUGAGAACAGUGUCAUCAAAUUCGAGGUGAAUUUUCUAACGUGUAUUGGUUAAGAUUUUUUUUUCACAUAGUAAUCUUAUAUUUGUGUAUGAAGUUUUGUUCAAGUUUAAAAGUUCCUAAUGAAUUUUGUAGUCUUGAAAGCCAAACACGCCAGAUUUUCAAGACCAUUUUAUUCUGUGGUGUAAAUUUGGAUUUCCCGUUUUGAAAAAGUUAACUUUGAUAGUCCAAAGAGAGAAAAUGCUUAACCAAGAGUGUAAUGUAGAACUCCCCUCUAUCUAGCUCUUUAGAAGACGUCCCUGACACGCAAACCUAUAUGAGUCUAGAAACUAUUUGUAUUUUUCGCUAAAAAUAAAAAUGUACUUCCAUCUUUUUUUUUUUUUUUUUUAAAUAAUCUAUUACUGCCAUCUGGGGGGGGGUUGUCCAGUCAGAUUUUUGUCUCCUGUGGUCACUUGUAAUACCUGACCUCCAUUUUAAAACCAGUUAAUGAUUGCAUUAAGGAAGUGUUGAAAUGUUUAGGAAUUUUCUCACACUGCUCUUGGAAUUGGCUAUUGAAUCAACUAAAUUAUCAGAAUUUGUUCAUUUUGAUUUAGCUUUUAAUUUCAUUUUAUGAAAUUUUCUGUUGAAUUUCAACAGCAGUGUGUGACUAUGUCCUCCACGACAGCACUUUGAGUUUGAUCAAGAGACAGAGAUUUGCAUAGACUGGGAAAUGUAUAUUUUCUGAAAUUGUAUAAUUUUUAGUCCAUUUUAGUUUUGAUACGUAGUUUUAGAAUUGCUUGCACAUGUUUAGUGCAAAAAUGUGUUAAUACAUUUUUUUCAGUGUUAUUCAAUAAAAGA